Molecule: messenger RNA, 7469 nt
Organism: Phyllopteryx taeniolatus (common seadragon)
Lineage: Eukaryota; Metazoa; Chordata; Actinopteri; Syngnathiformes; Syngnathidae
Gene: sack1b
Product: family with sequence similarity 83 member B
Exons: 4
Coding region: 1629-3863 (744 amino acids)
Biological process (GO): epidermal growth factor receptor signaling pathway
Cellular component (GO): cytoplasm; membrane
Source: RefSeq, a predicted model, not a curated record
CCCGCUUUGGAACUGGGAUGGCCUGAGGUCAUGCAUGAAAAUCGGCAGACCAAUAUAGAUCUCCUCUAUCAUCCCCCAAGACAAAACAGCCCCACCAUUAAAGAAGUGAUUUUAAAACACAUCCGGGAUGCAAGACAGGUAAAACCAGAUGCACUGUUGGACUAAUUGAUAUGAUAAGCGCAUUCAGAUUAAGUGUGUUGCGCUCGUCCAGAGGCUCUGAGGGCAGCGCUGCACUCACACCUCCAGCAUGCAGUGACAGGGAGUGUCUGCUGAUAUUUUCAUGGCCUCAAUCCCGUUUGACAACUUCUCUCGUCAAGAGCGUGUGGGAACAUGCUGCUACUACUACCACAUUAAUUCUUUUAAAUAAUGAGAAUAACUCACAAAUGGUCACCAGUUUGUAUUAUGUUGCAUUGUUCUUGCUACACCCCUUUUUGAAGAAGAAAUUAGUCCUUCUGUCUCCUCUUCAUUACAGUUAGUUAUAUUAGAGGGGCAACAAUUGUCACAUGGGAUACAUGAUUCCUGUCUAAAGUUAAAAUAUUUGGUUUACAAGGGGAGUAAAAUAAGUGACACCCUGUCCAAGCACACUCCCUUCUCAGUCACAAAAGAGCUAAAUAAAUGAGGUACAGUUAUACAGCUAUGUAGGCUAAAAUGACUUAUUUUAAUUACUUAAUUUAAAUGUGUGAUUUGUGUUUCGAUGACACAUUGUUCAUUGACACAUUUUACAUGAAAGAUGUGCAUAAUGUGUGACUGUUAAAUAAACAAAUACAUAAUGAUGUGGAAAGUAGGGGGUAGUGGUUAGAAUGUCUGCCUCGUGGUCUAUUCUAUUGUCCUGAGUUCAAAUCUUGGCUCUGGCCUGACGGUGUGGUGUUUCUCCAAACACUCCGAUUCAUGGAAAAAUAAAUCUUCACUCAAUUGAAGACUCAAAAUUGCCUAUAGGUGUGAUUAUGAGUCUGUAUGCUGUGAAAAUAAAUGUCAAGUCAGAUUCCCCCGUCACCCUCGCUCUUCCAUCUUUCUCUGCAUGUUGUGCGUACACUCACCCACAACAACGAGGUACUGUAAAGCAGCCACACCUACAGCCUAUCCAAAGGGAAGAUGUAUUACUAGCUAACUGCACUUUGCAGUUUUUCUGGAUAAUUGCUGAUGCAAAUGUAAGAUAUAAAGUUCUUAUACAGUGUGGGAGGGGCAGACUAAAAAAUGUGUCGUGCGGCGCUGUUUUCGCCACACCCAAAACAAAUAUAAAUCAGUAAAAAUGAAAAAUCGGGCGGCACGGUGACCAACUGCUUAGAGCGUAUGCCUCACAGUUCUGAGGACCGGGCUUCAAUUCCCGGCCCUGCCUGUGUGGAGUUGGCAUGUUCUCCCUGUGCCUGCGUGGGUUUUCUCUGGGCACUCCGGUUUCCUCCCACUUCCACAAAAUCAUGUGUGGUAGGUUGAUUGAAGACUCUAAAUUGCCCGUAGGUGUGAAUGUGAGUGCAACUGGUUGUUUGUUUAUAUGUGCCCUGCGAUUGCCUGGCGACCAGUUCAGGCUGUACCCCGCCUCCUGCCCGAAGAUAGCUGGGAUAGGCUCCAGCACUCCCGUGACCCUUGUGAGGAUAAGCGGCUCAGAAAAUGGAUGGAUGGAUGGAUGAAAAAUGGUCAUCGCCAUUGUGAUGGAUAUGUUCACUGAUGUCGAUAUACUGAAAGAAACUGUCGACGCCUCCAUUCGGGGAGUUCCUGUCUACGUGCUUUUGGAUGAUUUCCACUUGAAACAUUUCUUCACAGCGGCUGAGAAUCAAGAUGUAAAACUUAAACAACUGCGGAACAUGAGGGUACGCACUGUGAAAGGUGAAGAUUAUCUGUGUCGGUCAGGGACUAAAUUUCAUGGAGCAAUGGAGCAGAAAUUUAUCUUGUUCGACUGUCAUACAGUGAUUUAUGGCUCCUACAGAUUCACUUGGUCAUGUGCGAAGAUCAGUUUGAGCAUGGUGCAGGUUAUCACAGGCCAUCUGGUGAGGACUUACGAUGAGGAGUUUAGAACACUGUACGCGAGGUCGACUGUGCCAGCCGAGCUGUGCCAACCAGAUCAUUCUCUCCUCUCUAGUGGACACAACACAACACUGCUUGGUUGGCCAAAAUAUUCUCCUCAUUCCACACAAAUGAUUGAUCGACGUGACCAGUUAAGGCACACGUUGGACUCUGUCUAUCGGAAGACCUGUGAGAGGAAUCAGUACGCGAGAGACUGCAACGAUAAUCACUUUUUUCCUUUGAUUGAACAUGACAUUGGUUUGCAGAACCACAUGUCCAAAUUUCAGUCUUCAGAGUCAAUUAACUACUUAAAAAGGCACAGCUACGCUGGGGAAACACAUGAUGGACAUCUACCACAGAAUGUCAGAGCCGGAGCAAGCAACUGGAAUAUUUGCCGGGAAACAGGAGUCAGGAAAAACAAUUACCUAAUGGAUAAUAAUUAUUUAGUGCCACAGAUGUACAGAAGUCAAAAGCUUCGCCAAUCAUACAAUGGCAAUGACAAACAAAUUCUUUCCAUGCAGCAAAACAUGCCAACACUGGAAAAAACAUCCAAGUCAUUCAUGCGUACAUUGAGGAUCGAGUCAUACCUCCAAAACCCUGACAUGCCAUCUGGCGAGCCGUCUGACUACUUGGACCAGUUUGAGCCACCUAACAGCUUCAUGCAGGGAAGAAUGAGAUCUUCUCUUGCUUUUAGGUCCGCCAUAACGGAGCAAAUCGAGGCAAACUCACACAUAAACAACACGCCCUCUGUUGGUAGCCGCUCAGCACUUCACAACCCUUUGCGCUAUUCCUCAAUGCAGUGGAAACCAACAGUACCACCAGAGAGCAACAGACUAAACAAUGAAGAAUUCAUGUUAAAGAGGAAAAGCCUGCAGCUUUUGGAUGAUUACAGCAGUGGGAAAAACUCAUACCCAUCUCCAUAUGCCAGCUUAGGUAGAGUCACACGAGGGCAUAUCAUUUCAAACCCUGACAUGCUUAAUGACAGUUGGUACAAAAGGCACAGUGUGGCAGAUCCAAGAUCCAACACUGCAUACACACAGGACUCCUCAGGUGCUACUUACGGAGCUUUUGCUAGGAUGCAAUUAGAAAGAGGCUCUGCAGCAAUCAACAUGAAGCAUAGUGGAUAUGGGUCAAAUCUCAAUGAGGAUCAGCGAUCUGUCUCUCAUUAUGAUGUCAAGAGAAUGACAGACACAAAUAGCCCCUGCACUUCCAUUUGGCAGGAGACUCCUUCUAGAACUUUGUCUGCUGCAAGCCUGGGUGUAGACAGCAUGGAUUUGACGACUAAAUCGAACAGAAUGGACUCUCAUAAUUUUUUGAAGAAGAGUACCAAGAAGAUAAAGUCAUUCUUGAACAUACCAGACAAGAAGGAAGAUCGAGUCAGUGGUGUCGAAACGCCAAGUGUGACGUCAGAUGACAGCACAGACACUAUUAAAGCUGAGGAUGAGAGUGGGGUAAAACAUCACCAUAGCAACUCAUCCCAAGGGCAUGAUCAGAACCUCAUGGCCGAUGUAAAGUAUUCCAAACCAAGAUUCAGACCUGAGGACCACCGAUACACAUCUCAGAUUUCUUCUUCUGAAACAACAUCACAAAGUAAGCUUGACAUUGGCGACAAAAAGGCAAGCCCCGACGUUGACAUACCGGGCUGGAGUAAAGACCGAAAAGCUGACAAUCGCCUUUACAGCAGAUUUGAGCCUUUUUGUUCAAUUCAAAAGAAACAAUCUUCAUACUCUCCACACAACUCUAUGGAGAAACCCAAAAACCCACCUACCGACUACAACCUUGCCCGACUAGGGAGAGGCCACCAUGAAAAUAAGCUUGAGAAAUUCUUUCAUAGAGUGGGCAACCUCAUUCACAAGACUAAGUAGUAUUACACAUUCAUGUAGUUAGCUGGUCACCUUCCCUCAACAUGCUAAAUCUAGACUCUUGAUUCCUUUGCCUGAGUAGGGUGCCAUCUGACAUUUGACAAUACCGAGACUAUUUUCAUAAGUGUGAAAGUAAACAAUGGAAUUUUAUAUUCUUUGUUGUCAAGGUUGUUGUUGUUUUAUUAUUAUUCUAUUUAUUUCUUUUUCUUUUCACACAUUUUAGAUCAGUUUGCAUGGUGAAAAGACACAUGCAUGCUGUGGGGAUCUUCUCCUCUUGUCCCUGUGUUUGCUGUUCCGGAGUCUGCGGGGGCGGGACUAUUUUUUACUCCUUCCUGAUCUCGGGUGUGGGGGGAACCACUGGCGUGACCUCCUGGGGAGUAAGGUGGUGUGAUGGUGACACGCCCAUGUUCCGUGGGUGCUGGUGCGGUGCCGGAAGGCACCCGCCUGGGUCCACGGCUCUGAUUACUGGUGGGGGCGGUGAGGCCCCUUUGUCGCUCCUCGGGCCUGCUUCCUCCUCUUCUCUCCGUUCCUUGCGUCCCGCUGCGGUCGCCUCUUCAUCUUCCCGUGGGAGAGCCGGGCGGUCCCCUGCGGGCUGUGGGGCCUGCUAUGGGGUUCUUUUCCUUGCCUGGUUUGGUGGGGGGGGGGUCCAUCUCCCACGCUCAAGGGCGGGUAGUGGGUGCUGGCGGGUUGUGUGGGGGCUGGGGGGUGUGCCUGGGUUGGUGCUGCGGGUACUGGUUGGGAUGGCCCUCUUCGUCGGUGGUUGUCGGGCCUAAUGGGGGGGGGUUUGGCUGUUAGGCAGUAGUGCCUGGCAGCCCUGCCCCCACCCCCUCACUGACCUCUCCAGAUUUUAAUGCACCACACCACUCGGGGGAGGGGGGGGGGGCACUGAUACACGGGGUAGGCCCAAUGACUGCUAGUCGGGGACCUGGCAGUCAUAGUAACAGGGGGGGAAGAGGGUCUCACUUACAUGCACCCGAGGCCGGGCUGGAUGACUGCUUGGUGUUGGGUCUGACCUCUCAUGGCCUGGGGCUGCUCCCUGUAUUUCGGUAGAGAACGCCCUACUGCUUCUAGGAAAAGAAGUGUGUGACUUCAGUGUGGCGGCAUUAUUAUGAGUCCCAUUGACCAUAACCCACUCUAAACCUAACCCAUCUCACCUACCCUAAACUCAAAAAUAGCCCAAAACCUAACCAUAACCCACUUGAUUGUUUUUAUUUUCUACAAAUGUGGCACAUAUUUGGAAUGGUCAUCUCUUUACGUCUGCCUAGCCUGCUGUUCCACGAUGGAACCAAUCAUACUGUAGCAGGGUGUCUUCUGCCUAGAAUAGAAGGAGUCCUAAUAAUGCAGUUUGCAUGUUUUCCCAGUGGUUGUGUGGGUUUUCUCUGGGUAGUCCGGUUUCCUCCCGUAUUCCAAAACCAUGCAUGUUACGUUCAUUGAAGUCUCUAAAUUGUCUUGUAAAAAUCUUUAUUUUCAUUGCACUACUUUUCAACAAACAAUAUGUUAAAGUUUUCAGUGUAAAAUGAAUAUUUAAGUCAGAAUAAAUGGUAGAUAAUAAUACAAAAUAAAUGUACACAAAAAAAUUUAACUUUACCAAGGGCUAAGCGGAUAAAUAUGCUUUUACAAAGUGCAAUCACAAAUCAAAACUUCAUGGAAGCAAAUACAGUUAAUGCAUAAAAAGCAAAAACAUUAGGCUGCAACCAUAGACCGUUCAUUUGAAAAUCCCCGUCAAUAUAGUGAAUUGUCAAGGACAGUAUAUCUCAGUUGUUCUGCUUGACCGUUGGUCACUCGUGCACGUGCAAUUGCAAAGAAGUUGACAGUUGUGAUUUCCCUCUCUAUUUACUUGUAGUGUUCUUUUUACUGCGGUCAGGCCAGCCGAAAAGUGGAAGUCAAGGCAGCCUACGAUUGUUAAUAGUAUCUUACCUUAACACACCGCCUCUCCGCCAACGUGCUGAGAGGGCCAACUUCAAAGUAAAAGCUUCAUAUAUUACUGCAUUGGACAUUAAUGCCAUUUUAAGCUUUUAUUUUGUAUUUGGCCAUGGAGCGCAGUGCCUUAAUGAAGCAUUAAUCAUACGUUCGCCCCCUGGUGGCUAGCUGACUAGGUUGCUGGCACUGCUGCAAAUGAAGAAGCACUUUUCAUUUGCAACAGUGUAGUUAAAUUUAAUCGUGCCAGCCAAAAUGGCGAUCACGAUUAAAAUUCAAAUAAUUGUGCAGCCCUAAUGCAUACUAUAAAAUAAGAUACCCCCACAAAGAACUGUAAAAUACGAUCACAUGAUAACACAUUGAAUUUAUUUAUUUAGUAUUGUAUAGGGGCAGCACGGUAGACGACUGGUUAGCACAUCUGCCUCCCAGUUCAGAGGACUGGGGUUCAAAUCCCGGACACGCCUGUGUGAAGUUUACAUGUUCUCCCCGUCCGUGCCUGCGUGGGUUUCCUCCCACAUCCCCACAAUAUGCGUGGUAGGUUGAUUGAAGACUCUACAUUGCCCGUAGGUGUGAAUCCAUCCAUCCAUUUUCCAAGCCGCUUAUCCUCACAAGGGUCCCGGGCGUGCUGGAACCUAUCCCAGCUAUCUUCGGGCAGGAGGCAGGGUACACCCUGAACUGGUUGCCGGCCAAUCGCAGGGCACACAUAAACAAACAACCAUUCGCACUUACAUUCACACCUACGAGCAAUUUAGAGACUUCAAUUAACCUACCAUGGAUGUUUUUCGGAUGUGGGAGGAAACCGGAGUGCCCGGAGAAAACCCACACAGGCAUGCGGAGAACAUGCAAACGCCACACAGGCGGGGCCGGGAUUGAACCCCGGUCCUCAGAACUGUGAGGCAGAUGCGUUAACCUGUCGACACCGUGCCGCAUGAAUGUGAGAUAACUGAUAACUGGGAUAGGCUCCAGCACGCCCACGACCCGAGUGAGGAUAAACGGUACAGAAAAUGAAUGGCCGGAUAGUGUAUAGGUCAAAGUUCACCAGUACUAUAUCAAUGUCAACAUAAUGCCAAAGACUCCAUAUAAAAGUAAUUGUGGCACAGUGUGUACAUAUUAACACAGACACGGUACUGUAUAUCACAUGACAUGUUGGGUGUUUUGGCAAGAUAACCUUUAGUUUUUGUUUGUACAGUGGGUCCUUACUACUUUGUUUAUAUUGGAGAUGCUUCCAGCCAACUGUUUACAUUAGGACCAUUUUUAUUGUGUACUUUUGCACUGUACUGCACAUUUAUCUGCUCAAAUAUAUUUGAUAUGAAAAUAUAGCAGUUACCUGUCCACAAAACACGCAAACCUGAAUUACGACGUCCAAGCAACCUUAUGCAAGUAAGACAGAGGUCAAAUCAACCACUGCUGCACAGCCAUUAAGUGGGGGUUGUGUCAAGAUUUCUUGACUUUAUCGCAAUAAGUGCAGCUUUAUAAACAUACCAAAGGACUCAAGAUCAAGACCAAAUGCAAUAAUGAAAGGUCAGUCACCAUCCACAUUGCUCUUGUCUAGGUAUCAGGGUUGCAGUAUUUGAAAAAUAGGUUUUAUUAAUAUGUUUGUCUACUGUUUUGCAUUGAAUUGCAAGAGAAAUGUUUUAUACAAUGUAUGAUUGGAUACUAACAAAUUGCAUAUAUUAAAGACCAUGUCAGGUU